Messenger RNA from Aphis gossypii (cotton aphid), 632 nucleotides. It is a transcript of the gene mRpL52, whose product is annotated as 39S ribosomal protein L52, mitochondrial. The record is from RefSeq and is a predicted model, not a curated record. Gene Ontology annotation, biological process: mitochondrial translation. The coding region runs from base 176 to 526 and encodes 116 amino acids. Lineage: Eukaryota; Metazoa; Arthropoda; Insecta; Hemiptera; Aphididae. The transcript has 3 exons. Gene Ontology annotation, cellular component: mitochondrial large ribosomal subunit. Gene Ontology annotation, molecular function: structural constituent of ribosome.
UCUUAAAUCUAAAAUCAUGCAUUCACAGUUUACAGUUCAUCAUAUUUUUAUUUCUUAAUUCUACAUGUUUCAGUUGUUCACUUAAGUAACUUUACUUGUUGCUCAAGUUAACCUUUGUUGCCUAGUUUAUUGUAAAAGAAUAUUAAAGAAUUUGUAAUAUUUUAAUAUAUUUAAAAUGUUGGGUAUCAAUUUGGUUAGAAAUAUAAGAUAUUUUUCAACCAGUUAUGGUUUAAGAUUAGAUAUGUCUUGGAGAUCUUCAAAAAAGUUGCCUUUAAACCCAAUGGAUAGAGGUAUUCUUACAGAUGGUGCUGAUUAUAUUUUUUUGGAUGGGCGUCCAACCCCAUUUGGCAUGAAACAAAAACGAAAACUUUUGCUUCAAAGAGAAUAUGCUAAAAAAAUUGUUGAACUUAGUGAAAGUCUAGACAUUGCAAAGGAACAGUAUGCUAAAAAAGUUGGAAAAACAGAAGAAGAGCUAAAAUACGUAUUGGAAAGAAAACUUAAACCUAAAGGAAAUAAAAAUACUUAGGACAAAGUCUUCAUGUUUUUAUUAUAAUUCUUAAAUAUGUAGGUAGAAAACACAUUUUGUACAAAGUUAUAAUUUAAUUCAUUGUAAUAAAAAAAUUAUACAUAAA